AUGGAGUUGGACACCGGUGCUAGUGUGUCGACCAUUGAUGAUGGCAAGUUUGCCGAGCUUUUUCCGUCGGUGCCGUUGGAGCCAUCGAGUGUGCAGCUGAGAAGUUUUUUCGGCGACAUGAAACGCGUCCAGGGAAAGCUCGAAGCAAUGGUCAAACUUGGCGACAAGGAGCGCCAGCUACCACUAUUUGUCGUGAAAGGGGCGUGUCCUACGCUGUUUGGACUAAGCUGGAUGAAGGCCUUCAAGCUAGGCAUCGCUCAGACGGUGGGAGUCAACGUCGUGAAGUCUACGGAAGACCUGUGGAUUGAAGUGUUCCCGGUCUCCACACCCUCGGCUGAAGCAACUAUUUCCUGCAUGCACAGUAUGUUCGCAAACCAAGGCCUUCCAGAUGUGGUCGUGUCGGAUAAUGGGCCAGCAUUUACCAGUGAGCUUUACUCCACAUUCCUCAAGAAAAACGGGGUGAGGCGAAUGCUGGUGCCGCCGUAUCAUCCAGCGUUAAACGGUGCUGCAGAGCGGGCCGCGCAGACUGUCAAAAACAAGUUGCGGAAGGCUGGCCCUGGAGAUAUUCGCACUCAAAUUGCCCGCAUGCUCCUAACAUACAGGUCAACGCCUCACAAGGUCACGGGUUGCUGUCCGUCGGAGCUGUUGUUGGGGCGGAAGCUGAGGACUGCGUUGGACCUGCUACACCCAGGCCUCAGGGCCAAGGUGCUACAGAAGCAACUUAAGCAGAAAAUGAGAUGCGACCAAGGAACAAGACCCAGGGUUUUGGGCCACCCGGGUGACCAGGUGUUCGCAAGGAACUUCCGUCCAGGAGCUGCGUGGCUCCUUGCAGUCGUCACCGAACAACGCACUUCGUCCAUGGAUGUUCUACUGCAAGACGGACGACGGUUAACUCGACAUCUGGAUCACAUCCACCAGGCCCCUGAGGAACUGAGUGCAGACAACCAAAAAUCAGGCAGCCCAGUAUCUACUGGUCUUGGUCCAAGCUUGGACGUGGGUCAGACGCAGCUAACUGGUCUUGCUCCAGGCUUGGACGUAGGUCAGAGGCAGCUACCUCCGGAUCGUCUUCACGACACAGAGUCUAGGCAAGAUCCCAGGGAAGACGUGGGAAGGGAACCGGAACUUGCUGUCACAGCACCCACUACUCCUGUCCUGCGUCGAAGUACCAUAAUUCGACGACCAGUAUCGCGCUACGGACCUUAA
This is a messenger RNA of Rhipicephalus microplus (southern cattle tick), 1203 nucleotides long. RefSeq lists its product as uncharacterized. The record is from RefSeq and is a predicted model, not a curated record. Lineage: Eukaryota; Metazoa; Arthropoda; Arachnida; Ixodida; Ixodidae.